Helianthus annuus (common sunflower) is the source of this 1743-nucleotide messenger RNA. RefSeq names its product nucleolar protein 12. The record is from RefSeq and is a predicted model, not a curated record. The transcript is spliced from 6 exons. The coding region runs from base 111 to 1613 and encodes 500 amino acids. Gene Ontology annotation, molecular function: RNA binding. Lineage: Eukaryota; Viridiplantae; Streptophyta; Magnoliopsida; Asterales; Asteraceae.
AGCUAAUUUUGUCACGCUAGACUACAACCCUAGCCAAACACCACCACACUAAAUUAGGGUUUAACCCUAAACCUUCAACCAAACCACUUUCUUCAACUUCAUCAUCAACAAUGGGGAAGAAGAAAUCAAAAGAACCCAAACCUGAAAUCCCCAAUUCAUCACCUCAACCUUCAUCAGAUAACAUUUUCAAAUCCCUUUUCGGCAGCACCCAUCAAGAACCCAAUGACCCAUCCUCUGUUUCAAUCUUCUCAGAUUCCAACCCUUUCCGAACCAAACCCACCAAAGAUUCCCAGAAAGAUCCACAAAUCCUUCAACCAAACACCAUUAUCUCCCAAAAUAACGACACCCAGAUCCCCAAUUCUCCCAAUAACCCAUUGAACAAGAAGAAAAACGAGAAAUCACCCAAAAAAGUUGAUCAAGACACCAAGAAAUCAAAUAUCCCAAAUGGGGUUGUUUCAGAAAGUCCAAAGAGCUCAAAAAGUUUGAGUCUUGAUGAGGUGGAUGAGAAUAAGAAGAAGAAAAAGAAGAAGAAGGCUGAGGUUGAAGCAGAGUAUGAGGAAAGAAAGUAUGGAGGGGUGGAUUUGGAAUUAGAGAAAGAUAAGGUGGCAAAAGGGAAAAUUGGGGAGAAGAGGAAGGGGGUGGAUGUUUUGAAAGAGGGAUUUGAUGAUGAAGAGAAGCUUUCAAGAACUGUGUUUGUUGGGAAUCUGCCUUUGAAGGUGAAGAAGAAGGCAUUGUUGAAAGAGUUUAGUCAGUUUGGAGAGAUAGAAUCCGUUCGAAUUCGAUCUAUUCCUUUAUUAGAUGAUAAGACUCCAAGAAAGGGUGCUGUGAUCAAGAAGAAAAUCAAUGAUGCUGUUGACAGGGUUAAUGCAUACAUUGUUUUCAAGACCGAAGAUUCCGCCCAAGCUUCUUUAUCACAUAACAUGGCAGUUGUGGGUGGAAAUCAUAUUCAUGUAGACAGAGCUUGUCCGCCACGUAAGAAACUUAAGGGAGAAAAUGCUCCUCUCUAUGACAGCAAAAGGACUGUUUUUAUUGGUAACCUCCCAUUCGACGUCAAGGAUGAAGAACUUUAUCAGCUGUUUACUGGUUUUAACAAUCUGAAAGACUGCAUAGAGGCGAUUCGAGUGGUGAGAGAUCCUGGUACAAGCAUGGGAAAGGGCAUUGCUUAUGUCUUGUUUUCAACACGGGAAGCUGCAAAUACGGUUGUUAGAAAACAUAAACUGAAGAUCCGAGACAGGGAGCUGAGGUUAUCUCAUGCCUUGAAAGCAAGCGCAUCAACACCAUCAAAAAACAAGGAAUCAUCAUCCACAAACAGUUACAGUUCUGCUAAGAAGGCGGCUGUGGGCGGAAACGCCUCAUACCAGGGAAUACGGGCCACCAAAUCCGGUGGCCAGAAGAAGUUUGCGACCAGAAUAACUAAACCUGGCAGGAGUGAAUCAAGAAGUGAAACUGUGGUGAAGCGAAAAGUACGUUCGGAAAAGAGGCCAGCGGUUGCUGCUAGAAAGGCGGCAGCAGUUGCAUCUAAAACUGGCGGUGAUAGCGGCGCCGGAGGUGUGAAACGCAAGGCUAAACCAGAGAGUAAUAACCGGAAUAAGAAACCUAGGAAAUUCAGAUAGGUGUGUUGUGUUGGUAUGUUAUAGUCAACAAAUUUUGUAUACACUUUGUUUGGAUUGGUUUAUUGCUCAUUUCAAGAUUAGAUUUCAUACAAUGGUGGAGUUUUUUUUAAUCAUGGUUUGAUCUGGCUCA